GCCUGUGUGUGUCUCCCUGGGUCUAGAGGGAGGGGGGCGGCUUAUUUACCCCCCCCUUUUUUUGUUUUUUUUGUUAAGCGAGCAGGAGGCAACAUCCCUUGGCCUUACUCCUGCCUUCGCUUCUCUUGCCUCCCGCGCUCGUGCCGAUCGGCCUGCAAGCGAGAACUUCCACACGGGGGGCGGCCGCGCCUCGACGCUCGGACCGCCGGGGCGAGAGGAGCCGCGCCGGGAGCGAAAAGUCCAGGCGCGCCUCCCUGCCUGCCUGCCUGCCUGCUCCGGGGCGACGGGAGUUCCGUGCGCCAGCCCGCCUUGCUUGCUCUCCGGGAAGGAGGUCUCUCUCUCUCUCUCUUUUUCUCUCGCCGCGACUGACUGGCGCGUCUCUAUGGAUUGGCGAAGAAGGGAUCGGCUCGGCUCCUGAAUUCAAAGUCCGGGAUUGCGAGAGGUGUCGCCGCCGCCGUCGCGGCAGCAGCAGCCGCCCGCUGAGUUUAGCCCCAGGGAGGCGGAGGAGAAGAAGAAAGAGGCGGGAGGGGGGAAGCGAGGCGGCGAGGGCGGCGGGGCGCCGCUUGCAGGGACCCACUGGGGAGAAAAUGCCCGUGCGGUGCCGAUAAGGGUCUCGCUCCGCCCGUUGCCUCCUGUCGCCGUCUGGAGUUGGGGACAGCGAGGGCGCCUCGGAUCCUCCCCGAGAGGCGGCGAGGAGACCUGCCGGGGGGGGGCUCAUCCAAGCUGGCGGCGCUUGCCCCGGCCCCGAUCCCGUCGCGCAAGAUUGCCUAAGCGUUCUCCCUGGAUUUGGGGUCCUUCGCGCUUCUCAUCAUGCCCUUGGUUGGUUUUUUGCUUUGGGCCAUCCUGCUAAUUGUGGGCUGGUGGCCCUCCUACUCCAAGGAUUACCUGUUUGCUACUCCACGAGUGCAGCUCACUUUUAAAGAGCUUAAGGCCACUGGCACAGCCCAUUUCUUCAACUUCCUUCUCAACUCAACAGACUAUCGCAUCCUGUUGAAGGAUGAAGAUCAUGACCGUAUGUAUGUGGGGAGCAAAGACUACAUCCUGUCACUAGAUCUUCAUGAUAUCAACCGAGAGCCCCUGAUUAUCCACUGGCCGGCAUCCCAGCAGAGAAUAGAUGAAUGUGUCCUGUCAGGAAAGAACAGUAAUGGGGAGUGUGGUAACUUCAUCCGCCUUAUCCAGCCUUGGAAUCGGACCCACUUGUAUGUUUGUGGCACCGGAGCAUACAACCCUGUUUGCACCUUUGUCAACCGAGGACGCAAAGCACAGGCUUUUGAGCUGAACCAGUCCAUGCAGCAGGGAGGACGGGGAAGUAGAGCAGUUGACUCCUCCCUCCACCCGUCUCCAGUGGAACGCAAGGAUUACAUAUUUUACCUGGAACCAGAGAGGCUAGAGUCAGGAAAAGGGAAAUGUUCGUAUGACCCCAAGGUGGACACUGUAUCGGCAUUAAUCAAUGAAGAACUCUAUGCUGGGGUCUACAUUGACUUCAUGGGCACUGAUGCAGCCAUCUUCCGUACCAUGGGCAAGCAGACCGCCAUGAGGACUGACCAGUACAACUCUCGCUGGCUAAAUGACCCAGCCUUCGUCCAUGCGCAGCUCAUUCCAGACAGCGCCGAGAGGAAUGAUGACAAGCUCUACUUCUUCUUCCGUGAGAAGUCCACCGAUUCCCCACAGAGCCCUGUUGUUUACUCUCGUAUUGGCCGCAUUUGCCUGAAUGAUGAUGGGGGCCACUGCUGCUUGGUGAAUAAAUGGAGCACGUUUCUGAAAGCGCGACUCAUUUGUUCUGUGCCAGGGCCGGAUGGGAUCGAAACGCACUUUGAUGAACUCCAGGAUGUCUUCAUCCAGCAAACCCAGGAUGGAAAGAACCCCAUCAUUUAUGCUGUUUUUGCUGCCUCUGGGUCUGUAUUUAAGGGCUCCGCUGUGUGUGUCUACUCCAUGGCUGACAUCCGCAUGGUCUUCAAUGGACCUUUUGCACACAAGGAAGGUCCCAAUUACCAGUGGAUGCCUUACACGGGCAAAAUGCCUUAUCCUCGGCCAGGCACAUGCCCAGGAGGGACAUUCACACCCUCGAUGAAAUCAACCAAGGACUACCCUGACGAGGUCAUCAACUUCAUGCGCACUCACCCCAUGAUGUACAACGGCGUGUAUCCCAUCCACCGCCAGCCGCUCGUGGUGAGGACCAACGUCAACUACAAGUUUACAACUAUUGCCGUGGACCAGGUGGACGCAGCUGACGGGCGCUAUGAGGUGCUUUUCCUGGGCACAGAUCGUGGCACUGUCCAGAAGGUCAUAGUCCUGCCCAAAGAUGAUAUGGAAACAGAAGAAUUGAUGCUGGAAGAAGUGGAAGUAUUCAAGGUUCCAGCCCCCAUCAAGACCAUGACCAUCUCCUCCAAAAGGCAACAACUCUAUGUGUCCUCUGCCAUUGGGCUAACACACCUGGCCCUUCACCGCUGUGAUGUCUACGGAGAAGCCUGCGCGGAUUGCUGCCUAGCCAGGGACCCCUAUUGUGCCUGGGAUGGCAAGUCUUGUUCCCGCUACUCUGCUUCUUCCAAGAGGCGGAGUAGACGUCAGGAUGUCCGGCAUGGCAACCCUAUCCGUCAGUGCAGGGGUUACAAUUCCAAUGCCAGCAGGAAUACAGUCGAGGCUGUCCAGUAUGGUGUGGAAGGGAGCACAGCCUUUCUGGAAUGCCAGCCUCGCUCCCCUCAGGCUACCAUCAAAUGGCUGCUACAGAAGGACAACAGUGACCGGAGGAAAGAGCUGCGCACAGAAGGACGGGUGCUGAGGACAGAGCAGGGGCUGCUGUUACGGUCCUUGCAGCUCUCAGAUGGGGGUCUCUAUUCCUGUACAGCCACAGAGAACAACUUCAAGCACACAGUGGCCAAAGUGCAACUGCACGUGCUGAGCAGUGAAACCGUCCACGCCGUGCUCUUCCAGUCAGAGGCCCCAGCCCCCUCCGCAGCCGCCAUGCGAGCGGGCCUGCCAGGUGCCACCUUCAGCUCUCACUACCAUGACCUGGUGCAGCUGCUCACCCAGCCUGAGAUGGGACUCAUCAACCAGUACUGCCAGGGAUACUGGCGGCACGUGGCCUCCAAUCACAAGGAGACUCUGGCUGGUCUGAAGGCGAAGGAGCUGCAUGAUCAGAAGAAGCCUCGAAACCGCCGGAAUCACCAACCAGAGAAGGAUCAACAGACAUGAAACCAACCAACAAACAAAAGGGACAAUGAAAUGACAC
Messenger RNA from Pogona vitticeps (central bearded dragon), 3229 nucleotides. It is a transcript of the gene SEMA3F, whose product is annotated as semaphorin 3F. Gene Ontology annotation, molecular function: chemorepellent activity; semaphorin receptor binding. Gene Ontology annotation, biological process: positive regulation of cell migration; negative chemotaxis; semaphorin-plexin signaling pathway. The record is from RefSeq and is a predicted model, not a curated record. Gene Ontology annotation, cellular component: plasma membrane. NCBI's taxonomy places the organism in Eukaryota, Metazoa, Chordata, Lepidosauria, Squamata, Agamidae.